Puntigrus tetrazona (Sumatra barb) is the source of this 4694-nucleotide messenger RNA. It is a transcript of the gene foxo1b, whose product is annotated as forkhead box O1 b. Gene Ontology annotation, cellular component: nucleus. The transcript is spliced from 3 exons. The record is from RefSeq and is a predicted model, not a curated record. The coding region runs from base 421 to 2322 and encodes 633 amino acids. Gene Ontology annotation, biological process: regulation of transcription by RNA polymerase II. NCBI's taxonomy places the organism in Eukaryota, Metazoa, Chordata, Actinopteri, Cypriniformes, Cyprinidae. Gene Ontology annotation, molecular function: RNA polymerase II cis-regulatory region sequence-specific DNA binding; DNA-binding transcription factor activity, RNA polymerase II-specific.
AAAAUUACCAUUACAUAUAUACUACUUUGUUUCCACAGGGAGAAAAAUGUUAAAUGAGCUUGCCAUAAAAAGGGAUCAACUGGAGUAGCGUGAGUUAUGCAAACGCAAUCUCUGUUUACCUUUUGAAUACGCGCCUGUGAUUGGCUGCCCAGGCUGUCACUCCAGCCGUGGGCGUGGCCAGCUCACUCCACUCUAAAGCACGCUGCACCCUGAGAGCGCUUCACAACACGGUCGUUUCAUUUAAACCCGCGCUAGGCAUGGUACGAGCCGCACACCGCUGAGUUGUAGAGCGCGAUCAGACGCAGGGCUUCACUGUCAGUCAGCUCUGAUCAUGUGCGAUUGUUAGAGUCAGCAAACUAGACAACAUCUCAAUAGCACUUAUACUCUGUUUCAGGACAGUCAGCUGACUUUGAUUUUGCGAUGGCAGAACCGCAGCAACAGCUGGUCGACAUCGACCCGGAUUUCGAGCCUCUCUCCCGGCCGCGCUCAUGCACCUGGCCGCUGCACCGACCGGAGUUCAGCGAGCCGGGGAGCUCCAACACCUCCUCCCCGGCACCGUCCGUCAAGCAGGAGCAAGGCAUCGUGGACUUUAUUAACAGCCUAAGUUUAUUAGAAGAGACCGAGGACUACCAAGAGGAGAAAUCCGUCCUUUUGAACGACUUACACUGCCAGGACAACUGCGUCCAUCCCCAGCAACAGCAUCCCCAGCAGCCGAAUCCCCAGCUGACGCACCCGCAACAGGUGCCGCCGCUCCCCGCCCCUGCCAGCAGCUCCAGCCCUGCAGCGGCCCAGAGGAAGAGCAGCUCGUCUCGCAGGAACGCGUGGGGGAAUAUGUCAUACGCUGACCUCAUCACCAAGGCGAUCGAGAGCUCCCCCGAGAAGCGGCUCACCCUGUCUCAGAUCUACGAGUGGAUGGUGAAGAGCGUGCCUUACUUCAAAGAUAAGGGCGACAGCAACAGCUCAGCCGGCUGGAAGAACUCAAUCAGACACAAUCUAUCCUUGCACAGUCGUUUUGUGCGCGUCCAGAAUGAAGGAACAGGGAAGAGCUCGUGGUGGAUGCUGAACCCUGAGGGGGGAAAGAGUGGCAAGUCUCCACGCCGGAGAGCCACUUCCAUGGACAACAACAGCAAGUUCACGAAGAGCCGCGGACGAGCAGCCAAGAAAAAGAUGUCGAUGCAGGGUGGACUGGACGGUGGUUCUAACAGUCCUGGUUCUCAGUACCCUAAAUGGCUCGGCAGCCCCAACUCUCACAGCAAUGAUGACUUUGAACCCUGGACCACCUUUCGUACCCGCGCCAGCUCUGAUGCCAGUACGCUAAGCGGCCGUCGCUCACCCUUCCUACCUGAGGAGGACGAGGCGGGUGAGGUUCCCAUCGGGUAUCCAAGCACCAAACUGGGCGGCCCCCUCCCCAGCCUGUCCGAAGUGGCGGGUCACCACGGUUCAGAGAACGUGAUGAUGGACAAUCUCUUAGACAACCUCAACCUCAUCUCGCCCAAAAAUAACACCCAGGGCAGCCAAGAUGCCCAAACUGCGUUGUCUUCGCCCAUGAUGCAGGGUAGCCCUGGGUACCCAUCUUACAACUCCCCCAGUAUGGGUCCCCAGCCACAAGUCCAGCAGGACUACCGGAGGUGCCUGUAUGGACAAGCCAGGGUGGGCGGACAGAGCCCCAUUGCCAUACCGACUUUAUCGGACAGUCAACCAGGAGGCUACGGACCCUUCGUGAGUCAGUACAACUGUGCCGCAGGACUGCUCAAAGAGCUGCUGACCGCAGAGGCCGAUCCAAGAGGAGACAUGAUGCAAACUUUAGAGUCAGUGGGGUCUGGAGAAGGGCGACGGGGGCUACCUAGCUAUGCUAGUCAAGGACAAAUGGGACAGGGGGGCAAAAUGAUCACGCAUCCUCACUUGCAUGGGCAUCCACGCUCGCUUCAUCAAUUGCCAUCACCAGGAAUGGGCAUGAACGGCUGUGGUCUGCUGCCCCACGGGCAUCCUGGUCGCCUCGGUAACAUGAAGCUACAACCACACCUGCCUCAUCAUGCUCAACUGGGAAGAGGCGGAGGCGAAGCCAGGAUGCCAAAUUACACCAAUGGCAACGGUUUCCACAGACACGGACCGGGUCUUCAUCACCAUCACAGCCACCCGGAGCGCCUGCCCAGUGACUUAGAUGACAUGUCGAUCGAGCAGCUGGAGUGUGAUGUAGAAACUGUCCUUCACGACACGCUCAUGGACGGCGAUGCUCUGGACUUCAACUUCGACCCCAUGAACAGUCAACAGAGUUUCCCGCAUGGAGUCAAGACCAAUACGCAUAGCUGGGUAUCGGGAUAAACCCCUUAGCUACUCAAAUACAAAUAGAUUGGUGAGGAAGGCUGUUUUUGAAUUUUUUUGUUUUUCAUAUAAUCAUCAUAACAAGUGUGUGUGAACAUAUAUGUAAAUAUGUCAUAGACAUAUAGCAGGUCAAUCAACAGUUGACUGAAGCAGACUGAAUGCUAUAGGUCAGACCAAAAGGUUGCACAAACAAGAGAGAUUUCAAGCUUACAUUUCCUUCAUGUCUGACUCAAUUAUUAAAAGUCUAAAAUACAAAAAUUACAAGUGAAUACAAAACAAAAGUCAAAUGAAUAAAUAUUUUUUGGCAUCAUUGAAGCCCAUCUCCACACAGUUGUGACUUUUCUUUGCUGUGAUUGUUUCUGUCUUGUAAUUCUUUCUUAUUUUUCUGCAUAUCUCUAUAUACCUUGCAAUUCCAAUUUAGUUUUCUCUUAAUUCUGAGUGUAUCUCUAUCACAAUUUUCUAUAGUUGUGAUUAUAUCUCACAAUUCCGUUUUUUUUUUUACUUUCUCGCCUUUUUUACUGAACUACUUUAUUUCUCAUGGUUUUUACUGAGUGUCUUGCAACUCCAAUUUUUUUUCUCCCAAACCUGAAUUUAUUUCUCGCCAUUGUGACUUUCUUUCUCGUAGUUGUAACUGCAAUAGUUAUUCGUCCGACAUGCAUGCACCACCUCCUUCAUUAUUUCAUGUAGUUGUGACUCUAUUUCUCUCAAUUCUGAAUUUCUAACAAUCGUGACUCGAUUUCUUGUAGUUGUGAGUAUAGAUCUCGCAGUUUAAUCCUCCCGAUUCUGAAUUUAUUUCUCACAAUUGUAACUUUAAGCCUUGAAGUUGUGAUUCCAGUAGAUAGUUAAUUGAAACUGAAAUAUUACCACUGUAUGCAUCACCAUCAACUUUUUUUUUACACUUACUUACUGACAUUUCGUCCGAUUCUGAAUUGUAUUUAUUUCUCACAGUUGCAACUUUAUUUCUCGUAAUUGUAGUUAUUCUCGUAUCUCGUAGAUAUUUCUCUGAACUCUGGCUUUAUCUCUUACCACUGCGACUUUGUAUACUUUUUAUAAAAUCGACAAACUUACUGACAUGACUUUAGUUCCUCAUUGCGGUUCUCUCUCUCUCUCUGAAGUGCGUGCAUGCACCUCAUGAACUGUUUACCUCAGUCAGAACUUCAAGGCCAGUGAACGGUCAUUAUUUACUGAUUUACAGUACAUUGUUCCAGUAGACUCCAUGAUUGUCGGGAAUCAUCAUAAUCUGCUUUUUGCUUGUGGUUAGUCCGAGUGUAAAUAUUGAAACGGGCUAAUCAAAAAUGGUCACGUCAAACACUCACAGACAUUUGAGAUUGUUUUGUAUAUUUUUGCCUAUUUGGUCUUUCAGUUUGGCACUGUAGGUCACUAAAACGAAUUCAGGGCAGAUGUGUGUGUCAUAUAAACUGGAGUGCUGUAUAAUGUCUGGUAUAGUGUACAUUAUGGUUAUCUUUUGUCAUUUCAGGGUGCUGAAUGAAUGUGUUUUGUACAGAGAUGUAUAUUUUUGUUCUUCUGAUGGGAUGGUCAAUGAAAUGUUUAUAUUUGUACAUUUGUAAGCUUCUUGCAGGUCAUUUUAAAUGCUCUUCAGUAACCCCUCCCAGCUUUAAAUGUCUAAAAAAUACUUUAUUGCAUCCUUGUUUGCUGUAUAUAUAUGUAACAGAUUUUCUCAAACUGCUGGAUGAAAUUCUUUCAUUGUAUAUAGCGGACGUGUACUUUGUGCCUUCCACUCUUACAGCCGGAAAUUUCUAACCAAUUUCUGAUUUAAAAUUUUUUAAUGAUUAAAAAAAAAAAUGGCGGAGUGGUAUAACUGUCCAGAUAAUUGCAAAAAGUCUUAACAUUAAAUGCCCAUUUACCUUUUUUUAUUACAUGGGAAAAUCAGAUCAAGUAUAAACCCCAGAAAACUUCAUGAUAUUCAUGAUUCAAACAUUACUAUUUGUAAAAUAAUGACAAUGACAAUAAUAAUAAUAAUAAUAAUAAUUUUUACUUUAGAAAAAGUAUUUGAAAGCAUUUUGUAAUAUUUUCCUUGCUUGUUUCCCCCUCUUUUGUGAUGUUUUUAAAGUAAACAAAUUGUGUAUAUUGAAAUCCACAUUUUGCCACAAAAUCUAUUCAUAAUCUGUUUAACAUGUCAGUUAAACGAUGUCAAAAUGGAUCAAAUUUCAAAUGAGCUGUGCUGAUCACUGGAGGCCACAUUUACUUAAGACUCAUUUUUCAUCUGUUUAGGGCAUCUUAAGAUCAUUUUGCAUUCAUGUAUUUGACAAAUUAUAUGAUCAUUUUGUGUAAUUUAAGAUUUUUCUGCGUGAUUUUGUCUUAAUGUUGUACAUGCGUGCACACACACACACACACACACACUCAUUGUAACU